AUGCUCUCCCUUCUGGAGCUCUACGCUCCCGUGCCCGACGAGACCCUAUCGCCCCUUCCUCCCGACUCGCAUCGAGGCAUCACGGCAGUGACGACGUUCGCCCUCUUCUCCCUCGUCGCCACUGCCAUUCUCUUCGCCCAUCUGUUGUGUCGCGUGUUGACGUGGAAACGUCGUACCCAUGGACCCGUCAAUCCAUACGUCGCUCUCCUGCUCAACCUCGUCUUCGCCGACCUCCAACAAGCUCUGGGCUUUGCAUUCGGUAUUGGCUGGCUCAAGGACGAUGGCAUCUUCGCCCCCGACCCCAUGUGCUGGACACAAGGCUGGUUCUUGAACGCCGGCGAUGUGGCCAGCGGCCUCUUCACUCUGGCCAUGGCAGGCCAUCUUUUUGCAGACAUUGUGUUCGAUUAUCGCAUGGCCCACUGCCCACUCGUUGCCAUGAUUGUUGGAAUAUGGACACUCGUUUACGUGUUGGCAACAAUUGGCGUGAUAUUACAUCCACAGGACUUUUAUAUGCGCGCAGGAAUCUGGUGCUGGAUCAGUGAGACAUACAUGCCGGAGCGACUCUGGCUACACUACGUGUGGCUCCUGCUCACCGAAUUCUGCGUUGUCAUCCUGUACACGCUGAUGUUCGUGAUCCUAUGGCGUCGGAUCCGGAGCUUUUUCUAUGUAUCCUCGGAGAACCAACUGCGAGCCGAGUCCGCAGCGAGGACUGCAAUCUCCUACCCUAUCAUUUACGUGGUCUGUACCUUACCGGCUGUUGUCACCAGGCUACGGAUCAUGACAGGCCGCAAAGCUAGUACUGAGGAGCUAACUUUCUUCGGCGUGAUGCUGACGAGCAGCGGCUGGCUCGAUGUUCUUCUCUACAUGCUGACCAGGCGCUCACUCAUUGCUGGACCCACAAUACAGAACCAGGAUGCGCAUGGUCUGGACACGUUCCAGCCAUGGACACAGUAUCGCACGGAU
This is a messenger RNA of Sphaerulina musiva SO2202, 963 nucleotides long. Its product is annotated as family A G protein-coupled receptor-like protein. The transcript has 4 exons. Lineage: Eukaryota; Fungi; Ascomycota; Dothideomycetes; Mycosphaerellales; Mycosphaerellaceae. The record is from RefSeq and is a predicted model, not a curated record. Gene Ontology annotation, cellular component: plasma membrane. Gene Ontology annotation, molecular function: G protein-coupled receptor activity. Gene Ontology annotation, biological process: adenylate cyclase-activating G protein-coupled receptor signaling pathway. The annotation marks the transcript as partial.